CAGCAACUGCAACUCUCCGCCCCACUGCUGACUCCCACAUCAAGCCUAUCACUCCGAUCCCGCCUGGAUCAGCCUCUCGGCUGGCAGCGCGAGGGGGUCGGUUUGGCAGAAGCCAAUGUUCUCUAUUUACCGCCUCGCCGCCGCAGCCGCCGUGCCAGUCAGCCGGGUCAUUUCCGCGAAGCCGCGGCUGAUAUUUCCGUAACGUGUCUAGUUCUGUCUGGUCCCUCUCGUAUCGCAGCCCUGGCGUGCACCGCCUUGGCGUGCCAGUGCAUCGGUCCUACACCGGCCCGGGGCCUGCCGCUGGUCUAGGGGCAAUGGAUCUCCCUCAACCCUCUGCUGCCGCCGACGGCCCGUUGCCUGGCGCCUGGUCGUCGCACGGCCCACUGUCGCAGGGGUCGCAGGAUGCACCGUCGCCGAUGUCGCCGAUGUCGCCGAUGUCGCUGCCGGUGCACGUGGUGACGGACGCCAGUCAGCUCCCGCCCGAGCUCCUGCACCCGCCCGCGCCGCCCGCCCCGCCGCUCGUGAUCGGAUUUGACUGCGAGGGGAUCGACCUGGCGCGGCACGGGCAGCUGUGCGUGAUGCAGCUGGCCCUGCCGUGCGCCAUCUACCUGGUGGACGUGGUGGCGGGCGGGCGACAGCUGGUGGAAGAGUGCAAGGGCGCGCUGGAGAGCCCACGGGUCGUCAAGGCCAUCCACGACUGCAAGCGCGACGGGGAGGCUCUGUACUUUCAGUUUGGGGUUCGGCUGCAGGGAAUAUUUGACACACAGCUGGCGCACGCGCUGAUAGAGGAGGCGCGGGGCAGCGCGGACGUGCAGUCGGACCAGAUCUCCUUCGUGCAGCUCGCCAGCAUGCCGCAAUACUGUGGGGUUGCAUAUGAUGAGAAGGAGGAAGUGCGCCAACUCAUGAGACAGGAUCCGGCCUUCUGGGAGCACCGCCCAUGGACGCCAGUGAUGCUGCGCGCAGCAGCAGACGACGUGCGCUUCCUGCCGACCAUCCACCGCCGCAUGCAUGCACUGCUAUCAGCCGGCCCCAAUGGGCCAACCAGGUUGCGCCAGUUGGCAGUGCAGAGCGAGCUGCACGCGCGCUGCUUCUGCCUGGGCGCGCAUGAGUGGCCUGCGCCCGUGCCCUGGGCGGAUGACGGGCUGCAGGGGGGCCAGUUGGUGGAGAACGGUGGCUCUGCGGACAUGGUCAGCAGCAGCAGCGCCACAAGUGAGGAGAGCAGUGGGGGGCCGGUUGAGGAGAUUCUAUCGGUGGUGGAUGUGCCUCAGGGGCUCAUGGGGCUGGUCAUCGGCAGGAGGGGCAUGACCAUCCGCUCCAUCAAAGAGUCCUGCAGAGCGCACAUUGUUCUGGGAGGACAGAAGGGCCCUCCUGACAAGGUGUUCAUCAUCGGGCCGGUGAAGGAGGUGCGCAAGGCCGAAGCCAUCAUCCGCGGCAAGGUCGCCAGGUGACCGCGCGCACGCUGCACGCUGGACUGCUGGGCAGGUGGACCAGUGGAUGGGUGGGUGGUGAAGGGUACAUGGUGGACGGUGGACGGUGGAGGGUGGAAGGGCGGAAGGGUGGAUGGGGGGAUUGAAAGGGUGGAUGGUUGGAGGCUCUUGGUUUCCAAGCAGCAGAAUAUGGUGUUACGCAGAGGUGUGGGUAUAGGGGCCCAAAAUAUCCGGGUAAAAUGCCUUGUGUACUCUGAUUUUCAGGGUACUUUUUUUAAGUCAGGUCGAAUUCCUACAUUGUUGAUCCUGAUAAAAAACCUGAGAAUUAUUAUUGAUCCGCUUGA
Closterium sp. NIES-67 is the source of this 1771-nucleotide messenger RNA. Lineage: Eukaryota; Viridiplantae; Streptophyta; Zygnematophyceae; Desmidiales; Closteriaceae. The record is from the annotation of a GenBank genome assembly.